Molecule: messenger RNA, 1482 nt
Organism: Boleophthalmus pectinirostris (great blue-spotted mudskipper)
Lineage: Eukaryota; Metazoa; Chordata; Actinopteri; Gobiiformes; Gobiidae
Product: coiled-coil domain-containing protein 57-like
Exons: 10
Coding region: 17-1417 (466 amino acids)
Source: RefSeq, a predicted model, not a curated record
CAGCAUCCCAGAGUUGAUGGAGCAGCAAGUCCAACUCAGAACAAUGCAUAGAGAAACUUCUGAGGACAUUCACCAAAAGACAAAAGCACUACUUGGAAUUCAGAAAAACAGCACCUAUGUGGAUAUCCAAAGAGCUCAGAGGUCUCCGGAUAAGAACCACAAAGAUCAGCUCAAGGAAGUGCACAAACCCAUAUCCAAACUGCAGAGAGACUUGGCCACACAGUCCACUCAGGCUUUGUCCAUGAAGACACAACACCAGGAGCAGCUGCAAGAGAGAGAGGACAUCAUAGACAGAUACAAAAAAGAGCUCAGGGCAAGUUUAGAGCGUGAGAAACACUUGGAGCAGAGAAUGGUGCAGAUGGAAUUGGAGUGGCAGAAGAAAUGUGAGGAAAUCCAAAGUAAACAUUAUCUGGACCAUGAGCGUCUGAUUCAAGAGCUGACUGCAGCAAGAGAGAAGGUAAAUGCUGAGUUAGUGGAGACAAAGUUGCAACUUGAAGAGCUUACAGUGUUACUGCAGUGUGUCACAAAGGAGCGGGAUUUGGCCUUACAGGGGUGUGUCCCAGACACUGGACUUCUAGCUUCUCAUGAAAUUAUUCCAUUAAAGCAGCAAAACUACAGACUUCAGGUCGUUGUAAGUGAAAUGCGGAAACAAAUGGAAGAGCUAAUCAGUACCACUUCACCACCUCAACAACCCCAUACAGAAUUUGAAAACAGUGUGAAUAAAAAAUAUAAUACUUCAGAAAAAGAAGAUGUCCAAGAUUUGGAACCAAACGUCACCACAGUAGAAGAAACGUCUCAAAAGUCAUCUUGUGUGUGCUGCUGUGGCCGUGUCAGCAGAGAGAACACAGCAUUGGUUCAGUUGCGAUCUAGACUGAAGCAGGCCGCCUUGCGUAUAGCUCGCUUGAACAGAGACCGACAGCAGUUAACUGAGCUAUGUAACCGCCUGCGUUCUCAGGUUUGCACUGAACUGAUCAGUCAGAGUAACAGUAUUAAAGGAAACCACAGACUACAUGAAUCCACCAACAAUUUGAAGACUGUGAACUCAGAGAAAGAAUCACAAGUGUUGGUGGACUCAGAGCUGCUCACAACUCAGAGUGCACCUCCUUACUCUUCCCAGCUAUUCCAGCUUAACAGACAAUCUGAAGAGUCGCUGCCUUCUCUGAGUGCCCUCUGGGCUCUUCUGGACCAGAGGCCUUCACAAGACCUCUCUGAAGACAAUGAAGACAAUCAACACCCUGCUGAAGUCAACCCAGAGGUCCUCUCCUUGGGGCUGGUCACAGGGGGAGCUCAGAUGGAGGUGUGUGGGGUGAGUGCUCCCAUCCACAAUCAGCCCACAGCCAAACCUCCACAGAAGAGAGAGACAAUGAAACACACUGCCAAAUCUGCAAGAAUCAGAAACUACAACAUUAAAGACUGAUCACACAGAAGGUUAAAGAUCAUUAAAGUACCUAAGAAGAUGCACAAAAGGAGACCAUUAUAAUA